This is a messenger RNA of Clupea harengus (Atlantic herring), 9042 nucleotides long. It is a transcript of the gene nav1b, whose product is annotated as neuron navigator 1b. The record is from RefSeq and is a predicted model, not a curated record. The transcript is spliced from 29 exons. Gene Ontology annotation, cellular component: microtubule cytoskeleton; axon initial segment. Gene Ontology annotation, molecular function: ATP hydrolysis activity. Lineage: Eukaryota; Metazoa; Chordata; Actinopteri; Clupeiformes; Clupeidae. Gene Ontology annotation, biological process: neurogenesis; neuron migration; nervous system development. The coding region runs from base 115 to 4740 and encodes 1541 amino acids.
AAAGGCUGAGGAGUUUUCCCUACUUCGGUGAUUUGUGUUUGAAUUGGCGCAUCAGACGAACUUUCCGUGAAGUGAGAAGCUUUGAAGAGUCCUCAUGGUUUGACCAAUAUCACGAUGAGCGGACGCUGUGUACCCGGAAAAGCGCAAUCGCUGAUAUUAAAUCAGCGAGUGAAUAGGACAAUACAGUUCAUUCCCAGCUGGGAUGAGAGCAGUUCCAUCAGUAGUGGCUUGAGUGAUGGCUCUGACAACCUGAGCUCAGAGGACCUGAAUGCAAGCUCUUCCCUCAACUCCCUCCCAACCACACCCACCGGCUCACGACGCAACUCGUCCGUCAUGCUUCGUACGGACGCAGAGAAGCGGUCUCUGGUGGAGAGCGGUCUGGCCUGGUACAGCGAGGACGCGAAGGUGGGGCGCAAGCUGGACGUGGGCGGAGCCUAUGACACAGGCAGCCUGAAGGCGGAGCCAACGAGCCGCUGGAAGAAGAGUCGGCCACUAGAGGGCGCCGGUCCUGAGAAGGCCGGGAAGGACGUCAAGAAACCCCAGAGCCUGGGCCAGCCAGGGAGCUUCAGGAGGGGACGCAACCCCCCCAUCGGGGUCACCUCCCCCAUCACACACACCUCACAGAGCGUGCUCAAGGUGGCAGCAGUUCCUAAGAGCGACUCUAAGCCUGUGGAUAAGGCCAGGAUGGCAGUGAAGGGGUCCGGUCUACAGCGGUCCUGUUCUGACGCUGGACGUGACCGCGGUGAGCACCGCAAACCCCCCUCGGGCCUGGUGAAGCCAUCAGCAGGGGGCUCGUUUGGCUAUAAGAAGCCCCCGCCAGCCACCGGCACUGCCACCGUCCUAACAGCAGGGGGCGCCACCAUCUCUAGCGGCUCAGCCACCGUGGGCAAGAUCCCCAAGUCUUCGGGGAUCCCCAUUAAGCCAGUGGGGUCGGGGGGUGUCGGCGGCGGCAGCCUUGGCGUGGGGGGGUUGGUGGCCGGGACAGGGGGGCGUAAAAACAGCUUUGACGCGUCCAGCUGCCUCGAGCAGGGCUUCAUGACAUCCCACGCGCGCAACAGCUUCCAGUACCGCAGCCUGCCGCGACCCGCCAAGUCCAGCGCCAUGACCCUGAUGAGCCGACCGCCCUCGCGCCCCCUCAGCAGCACCAUGGACGCCAGCCUGCUCGCCCUCAAGCCCGUGCCCACCUCCCCCGUGCCCGGUAUGGGCUCGGUGGGCCGGGGUGGCACCAAGGGCCGGAGUGGCAGCAGCGGCGGCGGCGGCCCGGUUAACCAGACGGACCGGGAGAAGGAGAAGGAGCGGGCCAAGGCCAAAGCGGACCUCCUGGAGAGCGCCGUGCUGAAGGCCGAGCUGCAGGCGGAGAGCGCAGGGGACGCGCUGACCAAAGUCCAGGGAAUGAGGAGGACCAGCGCCAGCAAGUACCCAGAGCUGUCCUCACCCACCACACAGAGGAUGCUGAGCUGUAAGUCCCUGGGCCGUCCCUCUAACCUGGCUCACCUGGACAAGGUCAACUCCAACAGCCUGGACUCCUGCGUGACCAUCCAGGACCUCCCGCCCAAGAUCCCGCCCUACUCCAAGCUGCAGGACCUGGCCGGCUCCCCGUCUCCCGUGUCCGUCACCUCCCCCUCGCCCCGCCUGACGCCCAGCCCCGCUCCCCUGCUCCACAUCGACUCCCCCGGCUGCUUCUCGGGGACGUCCCUGAGCCUGAGCGGAUCGCCCCUGCUGUACCCCCGCAUGUCCGGCCUGCACCGCAGCAUGGAGGCCCUGCCCCUCCACAUGAGCUUGCCCCCCAGCAGCGGCGAGCCGUCGCCACGGCAACACCACGACGCCAAGGCCACUGGCACCUGGGGCGCGGGGAGCAGGACGUCAAUCACUCUCUCUGACAGUCUUCAAACAGACAGGAAUACUUUGCCGAAGAAAGGCUUGAGUCGUUAUGACACCACUCCCAGCUCUGAAGGGAAAGAGAGACGUCACUCCCAUAACGUUGUGACGGAGUCGGACAGUCCUCCUCAGCUGCCCUCCCCCACACACAUCAUACACACCUUCUCUGGCAAAACACCGCCGACCAACGUGGUGGCCCCCAUUCCGAGUGUGGGCGGAGCUCCACGCAUCACACGUUCCAACAGCAUUCCCACCAAUGAGGCGGCUUACGACCUGUACGGCACCUCCCCCCUGGGCAGCUCGGUGUCGCUGGCCGAUAGGCCCAAGAGCAUGAUGCGUUCCGGAUCAUUCCGCGAGCCUGGAGAUGACGUGCACGGCUCCGUCCUGUCCUUAGCGUCCAACGCAUCGUCCAACUACUCCUCGACGGAGGAAAGGAUGCAGGGAGAGCAAAUUCGAAAGCUGCGACGGGAGCUGGAGAACUCUCAGGAGAAGGUGGCCACUCUGACCAAUCAGCUUUCAGAGAACCUAGGCCAGGCAAAUUUGGUAGCUGCAUUCGAGCAGAGCCUGGCCCUCAUGACCUCCCGCCUGCAAAGCCUCUCCGUCACUUCAGAUCAGAAGGAGACAGAGUUGGAGGACCUGAAGGAGACCAUUGAGGUCCUGGUGUCCAAGAACACAGAGGCCCAGACCAUCAUCCAUGGAGCUCUGAACGACCCAGAGGCCGCCCCCAAAGAGCUGAGGAUUAACAGGCAGAACUCAUCUGAGAGCAUAUCCAGCCUGAACAGCAUCACCAGUCACUCCAGUAUGGGGAGCCUGAAGGAACAGGAUCCCAAGAAGAAGAAGAAAAAGAGCUGGGUCUAUGAGCUGAGGAGCUCCUUCAACAAGGCCUUCAGCAAGAAGGGCUCCAAGCUCUCUGCCUCCUACGCGGACAUCGAGGAGAUCGCCACGCCGGAGUCGUCCGCCCCCUCCUCUCCCAAACUGCACCAUGACCCAGAGAACCCCCCCGCCUCGCUGAAGUCCUCGGUUUCAGCCUUAACCUCAGCCUCAGCCUCAGCCUCAGCCUCAGCCUUGGGGAUGUGUGAGGCAGAGGAUGAAGAGGAGGAAGGUGAGGGCGAGGGCGAGGAGAAGGUGGUGACAACGCUGCGCUCGGAACUCUGGGAAAAGGAACGGAAGCUGACAGAUAUCCGACUGGAGGCACUUAGCUCCGCCCACCAGCUGGAACAGCUGCGCGAGGCUAUGACAAACAUGGAGGUAACCGUGGAGAGCCUGAAGGCUGAGAAUGACCAGCUAAAGACAGGAGGCCCCUCCUCCAGACCCACAAGCUCCAGCUCCCAGUCCUCAGGGCUCAUGUCACUGGGCACCUCGUCGCCACGGCAAUCAAUGGCUGCAUCACUGCCUAAGACACUCAGCAUGAGUAUGGGAGAGAGUGGAGGACCAGAUGUGCUGCAGUCGGAUGCUGGAGGUGUUGUGGCUCAGAAGGAUGAGAGUCUGGUACGGGUGGUGGUGCGAGUGCCAGACCAACACAUCUUCAAGGAGGAGAUGAAGCAGCAGGACUUCUACAUCGGAGCGGUUCGGAUCAGCCCCAGGGCCGACUGGAUCUCUCUGGACACGGCUGUUGGCCAGGCCUUGAGGGAGUACCUGGCGCUGUUGGACCCCAGCUCCAGCCUGGGUCUGUCCAUGGAGUCCAUCCUCAGCUACAGCCUGGGCCACUACAGACGGGUGAUGGGGGCCGAGCCUCCCGAGACCCCCCCGUCCCGCUGCCUCGCCAAGAGCCCCAGCUGCCUCGGUGUGACCCUCAAAGGCCUGCGUGAGAAGUGUGUGGACUGCGUGGUGUUCGAGACGCUGGUCCCCAAGGCCAUGAUGCAGCACUAUAUCAGCCUGCUGCUCAAGCACCGGCGCAUCGUGCUGUCGGGCCCCAGCGGCACGGGCAAGUCCUACCUGGCCUCCCGCCUCACAGAGUACCUGGUGGAGCGCAGCGGGCGCGAGCCCUCGGACGGCAUCUCCAUCACCUUCAACAUGCACCGACAGUCAUGCAAGGAUCUGCAGCUCUACUUGUCUAACCUGGCCAAUCAGAUUGACCGGGAGACCAGCACGGCAGAGAUCCCAUUGGUCGUCAUCCUGGAUGACGUGCACGACGCCGCUUCGAUCAGUGAGCUGGUCAACGGUGCCCUGACCUGCAAAUAUCACAAAUGCCCAUACAUCAUCGGAACGACGAACCAGCCUGUGAAGAUGACCCCAAAUCACGGACUUCAUCUCAGCUUCAGGAUGGUGACCUUCUCCAACAACGUGGAGCCGGCUAACGGCUUCCUGGUGCGCUACCUGCACAGGAAGCUGGUGGAGGCAGAGGAGCCGCGGAGCCUGGCCAACGAGGACCUCCUGCGGGUGCUGGACUGGGUGCCCAAGCUCUGGUACCACCUCCACGCCUUCCUGGAGAAACACAGCACCUCCGACUUCCUCAUCGGGCCUUGCUUCUUCUUGUCCUGUCCCGUCACCGUUGACGAGUUCCGCACCUGGUUCAUUGACCUGUGGAACCACUCCAUCAUCCCCUACCUUCAGGAGGGAUCCAAAGAUGGCAUCAAGGUCCACGGACAGAAGGCCGCAUGGGAGGACCCCGUGGAGUGGGUGAGGGGGACGCUGCCCUGGCCGUCAGCUCAGCAGGACCAGGCCAAACUCGUCCACCUGCCGGCCCCCACCUUGGGCCCCGGUAGCCCUGGGCAACCAAUAGAAGAGCGCCCGCACAAGGAGACUCCGCCCAGCGGCACAGAGUCCGACCCGCUGAUGGCCAUGCUGCUCAAGCUUCAAGAGGCAGCCAACUACAUCGAGUCUCCUGAGAAGGAGCUGGACCACAAGCUCCCAAUUCUCUGAGCUCCUCACAGUGAACUGAGUGGGCAGGUCUGGGCCAGGCGUGGGCAGGAUGUGAUCCAGACUCGGGUCGCUUAAAGAUGCAGUCCGCGAUUCAGUUUUGCAAAAGGUUGUUAAUAUUUGUGCUCCACAGCCAAUCAAAUUACACCCCUCCCUUCCAUGCUCCUGAAGCACCAUGUUGACUGGCUGGGAUUGUGUAUGGCUCUGGCCGUGCCACAGUGUUUGUUUACCAUUGACAGACAGAGGACCGUGAGCAGCAAUUUGCUGAAUUUGACAAAAAGUUUAUGGGUUUACGAUCGCGGACUGCACCUUUAAUACACAGACCUGGAAUCGGCUCAGUCAGCGGCUCACCUCUCACGGUCCCGGGCAGCACCGGGCUCUGGCUCUGAUCCGGCACGGACCCGGGCCUCGUCUGGCACGGAUCGCCUGCCAUCUGAACUAUACGGGCCUGUAAAAUGAACUCUUUUAAAGUCGUCAUCCUGUGUCUUUCAAUACUCUAGUAUUGUACUGUGCUAUCAAGACAUAUGAAUCCCAUUUGCUUAUUUACUCUCUAACAGAUCACUCCCACCUCUCUUGCUUUCCCUUGUUUUCAACCAUGCCGAGCAUCAGUAUAUGUUUACAUUAAACGAAGCUAUAGAUAUGAUACUGUACUACCUAUUCUCGCUGUCCGCCGCCAUCAUCCCUGGGCAUGUUAUUUCGGUUGCGCUGUAGUGUAACACACCUGGUCAGUGAGAAACUGUCAUUCCUGUUCUAGUGCUGCCCUCAUCAACUCAAGGAAACCGGUGCUACUUGCCUCAUCGUCACUACACACACCAGAGGCCCUCCCUGCUCAAGAGGGGACGGAGCAAACAGUUCAAACCAAUAGCAAAAACCCAGCACAGCGACGCCUGUGAUCCUUUAGUCAAUCUCAAAGCCAGAGCGCUCCACACCAACAAACCCGUUUCCUGCGAGUUCUGUUCACUGCUUCUAUUAGAUGAAACAUGUAACUGUUUGUAUUUUUUUCUUUUGGCUGACAGUCCGGUUCUUGUUAAACAAAUGUCCGCCCCCAGGCCAAGUCUUCAACAUAUAUGCAGAUUUCUGAUUAUUCAGAUCCUACUCAAUCAGGUCACCAUGUUUGAUCUGGUGCUCAAACUAUCAAAAUGCCUUAAGACAUCCACUAAUCGUCUAGUGUAGUUCUGAGGGAGUGGGACAGGAAGAAGGCAUUGGUGCAGAUGUCUGCAGAAGGAAAAGUGUGUGUGCGCGUGUGUGGAGCAGAGAGCGGCUGUCCCCCCGAGAGGACAGUGUGUUUUAAAUUUGCACAGUGCAGUGAAGAGUGAAUGUCAAAGGAAGGACAGUCCCCAGGCGUGACCUGUAGGCUCACGUAUGUCCUGCAGGGGGCAGUAAAGCUGACUAUGUUCUCAUUUCUUGCUGAAUUCCAAGCUCUUAUUCAACAAAGACACUUGUAAUUGUCCAGUCAGUACUGGUAAAAUCAGCAAGGCAUUGAAAAGGUAUGGGAGCCAACUAUAGAGAAGUUAAAAAAAACUCUGUAACUAAGAAUAUUACCCUGUUUUUCUUUUAAAUGAGUUUAACUCGAAAAUAAUUCUCUUUGAAUGUUAAUAAAAGAGCUUAGUGCAGUAUAUAGAGGCACAGAGAUAAGCCAGUAGCCAUGUGUUUUACGUCACUGUAGUCACAUAGUGGAGGUACAGCUUAAGGUUCAGUGAUCUCGUCAGACAAGUAGGAUAACUCAGGCUUUUAUUUAUACACACUCUCGCAUUCGUAGCAGUCAAACCACUCCAGUUAAACGGUGCAAUUUUCUUCUAAUGACAAACCAAAUACUCAGACCACGUUCCUGCAUACUGACUGUAAUACAACUGAGUGUAGGUAUGCAUAAGUAGAUUUAGAGACGCAUAAAACACUUGCUAUAGAGGUUGGCGGUAGACCACUGUAGGUGACUGGUGCUAUGAGAUGCUCGUCUGAGACGAUUCUACCGAUGAAAGCCAUCCAGCCUUCGUGAACGUAACGAUGCAUAACCCAAGGACACGUGUCACAUCAAAUCAUCCAUUCUUAAUAUCGUCACCUCAUGAGCCCACCACACCCUUCAGAGAUAUGAGUUUUGAAGUGCAGUGACACCAGACAUAUCUCAGUUCAACACAAAGACACAUUUGUUUGUCUUUUCUCGACUCCACUGGGCUUAUGGCAGUGGGACGCGGCUGGAGCUUCAGUUGUAGACACUGGUGUUUCUUGUCUUUGUACAGUGCAGUGACCACACAAUGUAAGCAGGAAACUGAAUCAGGUUCUAAAGCUACUAGAUGCCAUUGAUAUGUAAUGAUACCUGAUUGAGUUCCCCUAUAAUACGCAGUUGCAUUGCAUGCGAUAGAUAACAGUGGGGUUUACACACAGACUGCGUGGGUCAAAGGUCAAAGGUCAUAUGAGAAAACAGUACUUGGUUAAAGUGCAUGUUAAGUUGAACUCAUAGCUAGGCAGACCACAACCAAGGAAAUGAUUUAAAAAACUUAUUGUUUAAAAUAGUCCUUCCUUUUAUAAACUAUUAUAGGUUUUGUACCUCUACAUGACUACCACUGUUUAACCUGUCUGUGAUUGAAUGUCAGAUUGCUUGCUUCAUUUAUAACAGCAGAAUAAAGGAUGCCAUGUUUGUUAAAAGUUGAAAAACUAACACAUCACAUCAUACAAGCUAGUUCAAUAAGUUACAAAAGAUUAUGAAAAGUCAUUUUUACAGAGUGAACCUUUUAUACUUUUGGUUGUUUCCUCAGCUAACAACUAAGAUCCUUAUCCGAUUACUUUGAGAACGACUGCUUCAGAGGUCGAUGGCUUUUGCUACGGUUAGCACAGAUGCACAUAAAUGUGUAGUGAUGUUUCAGUAUUCUUAAGGUGAACAGAUGAGAUUACAGGCGUGUGGGCGUGUGGGCUCAGACCUCGUGAUGAUGAAGAUGCUGACCUUCCUCAGCCUCUACUUCCUGCCACCCCCACCCCCCUCCCCCUUAUUCUUGUGUACAGAGUGUUGGUACCAAAAUCCAUCCUGUCCCGUCCUCAUUUCUCUCUCUCUCUCUCUCUCUCUCUCUCUCUCUCUCUCUCUCUCUCUCUGGGUGUCGUGCUUGUUCUCUGUAAUGGAUGUGCUGUAUUGUGCUGGGACAUUUUCACCUUAGAGGACUAUACAGCAACUUCUACUGGCGUAGGAAAACACAUGUAUCCCCCCCCGACCCCCGCAGAUCAAACUCAAUUACUGUGGUUUGUGAGGCGUGGGGGUGAUGUUUGCUCUCUUUUGGUUGUCUUUUGUUUUUUACUUUUUACUUUUUUUUUCUUUUGUAUUAAUUUGGACGGCGCGUGGGAUAGAUGUUUCUGCCAAAUGACUAAAUGUAAAAAACAAAAAAUGUAUUUGCCAUGGUGGAGGCUCGCUUCCCGUCAGUGGGGCUUCUGAGGCCUAUUUGAAAGUAACCAUGACAACAGCAGGACUAGCCCAGCGCCCCAAACUCGCUAGUAAGCUAUGGUGUGAUCCAGUGUCAGCUGAGGGAGGCUGUUUGGGUUAAACCCUCAGGUCUCACUCCGCAGGGGUGAAUGGGGAGUGACCUCCACUGGAAGAUGUUAAGAGUGAGCUGUAGAUUCAGCUGACUGGUUCUCAGCAAGAAAGAGGCUUUUUCUAUAUCCUCUCCCCUUCUUUUCACUGCCGUUAAAGAAAGAGAUGUUUUGAAUGAUUUACCGAAAUUUGACAAGUAACAGUGUAUUGAAAGAAUAUACUUCUUAAACCCUGAGAAUUGUUUAUGUUCUCCUCAAUACAUACCACUACGGGUUGCUGGAUAGUCACCUACAUCAUGUAAAGCUUGUUACUGAGUCAAUAUGAAGUAAAUAAAUGAAGUAAAUAAAUAAAUAAAUAAAUAAAGGUUCAGUGAUGGUAUAUCUGAUGUGACUUACAGUGUGCAAUGAAAGGUGUGCGUUACAUCGCUACAUGUUGUGAAUGCAUGUCACCUUGGUGUGGAACUAAGACUUAUGGGUAGCAUUAGUAGGGAGGGAUUUUCAAAGGAAUGCAUUUGAUGAAAUUCAUAUUUUUGCUUUUACAGGUAUUCCUCUCCUCAUGUGAAAUCCUUUUUAAAAUUCCAUUUCGAUUUUGUACAGGACAUCAUAAUUGUAAACAUUGUAAAUAGUUCUGCAUUUGCGACAACAAUCAUAAACAUGACAUCAACAAAAACUAUGUGUGGAAAGGUAGAAAAAAAACGUUUUCUUCAGUUCUUUGACAGAAGAGAACAUGUAGGCAUGCCUGUACACCUGUCUAACAUUAUCCAUUUGUCUUAAUAAAACCAUGUCAUUCUUUGA